Messenger RNA from Salvia miltiorrhiza (redroot sage), 1337 nucleotides. Its product is annotated as protein trichome birefringence-like 41. Bases 147 to 1199 code for a protein of 350 amino acids. Lineage: Eukaryota; Viridiplantae; Streptophyta; Magnoliopsida; Lamiales; Lamiaceae. The transcript has 5 exons. Gene Ontology annotation, cellular component: Golgi apparatus. Gene Ontology annotation, molecular function: O-acetyltransferase activity. The record is from RefSeq and is a predicted model, not a curated record.
UACUAAUUCUUCACCCCAUACAAAAGCACACAUAUUGAGAAAGACAGACAUAUAUACCCAGAUAGGUGAGGUAUCGUCUUUUCUCUCUUUCUCUCCCUUAGCCGUGUUGCUGCUUCCAAUAACUUGUGGGAGAGAGAGAGAGAGAGAUGAGGUUAAGGGCUGUAGUGGUUGCAACUGCCGUUAGCUGGUUAGUGUUGCUGCAAUCCAAGUCAAAUGCAGAGCAAAAAUCAUGUGAUCUAUUUGAAGGGAAGUGGGUGUUUAAUUCGUCUUCAUCGUAUCCUCUCUACAACUACACAUCAUGCCCCUUCAUUCAGAAGGAGUUCAACUGCCACAACAAUGGCCGCUCCGACGACUUGUACCUUAAGUACAACUGGCAGCCCCACUCCUGCAGCUUAUCAAGAUUUGAUGGAGAAAAUUUGUUGAAGACAUACAAAGGGAAAAGCAUAAUGUUUGUGGGUGAUUCCCUCAGCCGAAACCAAUGGGAGUCUCUCAUAUGUAUGCUCAUCGCCGCCGUGCCGGAAAUCAACUACACUCACACCUCAUCAGCCGAGCUCACCAUCUUCACAUUUACGGAUUAUGAAGUUAAGGUGAUGCUGGAUCGUAGCGUAUAUCUUGUAGACUUAGUGGGAGAAGCACAAGGCAGAAUACUGAAACUGGACUCCAUACAAGGCGGCAAGAGGUGGCUUGGGGUCGACACGCUCAUCUUCAACACAUGGCAUUGGUGGAACCGCCGCGGCGCCUCUCAACCAUGGGACUACAUCGAAGUAGACGGGCAACUCUACAAAGACAUGGAUCGUGUCGUCGCCUUCGAGAAAGCACUUAAUACAUGGGCUACUUGGGUUGACGAAAACAUCGAUCCUACCAGUAUCAUGCCCAAUGUUUUCUUUCAAGGGAUAUCACCAUCGCAUUACAAUGGGAGUGAAUGGAACGAGCCACAGGCAAAAUCAUGCGUAGGGCAGAAAGAGCCGGUGGCAGGGGAGACGUAUCCAGGGGGGUUGCCACCGGCUCUGGCAGUGGUGAAGAAGGUGCUGGGGACGAUGAAGAAGGCUGUCGUGCUGUUAGAUGUAACGAGUCUUUCGUUGAUGAGGAAAGACGGGCAUCCCUCCGUUUACGGGCUUCCAUCGAUGGACUGCAGCCAUUGGUGCCUGCCGGGAGUGCCGGAUACUUGGAAUCAAAUUCUUUACAACCUUAUUAUUUGAAAGAUUACUUACAUACGUACACUUGACAUUAAUUUUUACUAGGAAUUUAUCACGACAGAAAUGGAUGAAAAUAAUCAAUUAUUAUUUUGAGAUUGAUACGAACCUGAUUAAUUGUCAGCAGAAUAAAACUGUAUUUGG